AUGGCUAAAACCAUCUUAGAUGAUGAAGCCGAGCAAGAAAUAAGCAAGAUUCUGCUCUCAAAUAAUACAAUCCAUAGGCAAAUUAUGGAUUUAUCUGCUGAUAUAGAGGAAAAUGUACAGAACAAAUUUCAGGACUCAGAAUUUGCUCUACAGGUUGGUGAAUCAACUGACAUUAGCAACAAAGCACAAUUACUUACAUUUAUUUGCUUUUGUGAUGGUAACCAAAUCAUAAAUCAGUUCUGUUGUUGCGAAGAAAUACCACUUACUACAAGAGGUCAAGAUAUUUUUGACAUUUUAUCUGCCUGCCUUGUAAAAUGGAAUUUAUCCUGGAAUUCAUGUGUUGGAAUAUGUACCUAUGGGGCACCAUCUAUGAUAAGCUCUAUUAAAGGUUUUGUAUUGCUCGUACAACAGCAAAAUCCUAAUGUUAUAUGUACUCAUUGCUUCCUACAUAGGGAGGUACUAGUUUCAAAAACAAUACCAGUUGAGUCAAAGCAAGUAUUAUACCAAGUUGUUGAAAUGGUUAAUUAUAUUCAAAGUCAGCCAUUGAAGUAG
Octopus sinensis (East Asian common octopus) is the source of this 552-nucleotide messenger RNA. Its product is annotated as protein ZBED8-like. The transcript has a single exon. NCBI's taxonomy places the organism in Eukaryota, Metazoa, Mollusca, Cephalopoda, Octopoda, Octopodidae. The record is from RefSeq and is a predicted model, not a curated record. The coding region runs from base 1 to 552 and encodes 183 amino acids.